Messenger RNA from Adineta steineri, 384 nucleotides. The record is from the annotation of a GenBank genome assembly. NCBI's taxonomy places the organism in Eukaryota, Metazoa, Rotifera, Eurotatoria, Adinetida, Adinetidae.
AUGGUUCAACGAUUAACUUAUCGUCGUCGUCUUUCCUAUAACACCAAAUCAAAUAAGGUUAAAAUAGUUAAGACACCCGGAGGUAAAUUGACAUAUCAAUAUGUAAAAAAACGAGGAACAGUACCAAAAUGUGGUGAUUGUAAAGUCGAAUUACCAGGAAUUAAGGCAUCUCGUCCAAAACAACGUAUGUCAAUGACCAAACGAUUAAAAACAGUAUCACGUACUUAUGGUGGUUCACGUUGUGCUAAAUGUGUUCGACUUCGUAUUGUUCGAGCUUUUCUUAUUGAAGAACAACGUAUUGUCGCUAUGGUUAUGAAAUCAAAGAAAGGACCUGCAGCAGAACCAGCAGUACCAACACCAGCAGCCGGUCAAAAAUCGAAAUAA